Messenger RNA from Panonychus citri (citrus red mite), 6447 nucleotides. RefSeq lists its product as uncharacterized. Gene Ontology annotation, cellular component: nucleus. Gene Ontology annotation, molecular function: nucleic acid binding; exonuclease activity. The coding region runs from base 3594 to 6233 and encodes 879 amino acids. The transcript has a single exon. The record is from RefSeq and is a predicted model, not a curated record. NCBI's taxonomy places the organism in Eukaryota, Metazoa, Arthropoda, Arachnida, Trombidiformes, Tetranychidae.
UGACAUCCUGGCAAUCGAAACUAAUGAGCUUAAUGAUAACAAAUUAAAAUUUGUUCUGUUGGCGAAACAAAUUUCCAAAGAAAUUGCUCAACAAACUGGUAAUCCUGAUUUAUUCAACUUCACAACAAUUGAAAAAUUCAUUCUUACUGCGAAGAAACCAGUUCUCUCCAAAGGAGAAAAAGAUAUUAAACAAGCUCAAAGUGAAGACAAUUUCUGCCAACAAGUUAAACAACAAUUAAAAGAGAAUAAGUUAACCAACAAAUUCAUCGAGAGACAAGGAAUAAUCUACAGAAGAAGAAAAGAACAAAAAAUUGCGAUUGUUCUUCCUGAGUCAUUAAAAGAUCGAGUCUUCAACGCUUACCAUGAUGAACCACUUGGAGGUCACUAUGGGUUCAGACCUACUUUAAGGAGGAUUAAAGAACAGUUUUGGUUUCCUCUAAUGGAAAGUUUCAUCAGAGAAAAAUGCUCGACAUGUGAAACAUGUUUAAGUUAUAAACAUAAAACAACAAAUGACGAGAGACCCAGAAUGAUGCCCAUUCCCGAUAAACCGCUACAAAGAAUUCAAAUUGAUGUAGUUGGCCCUUUUCCUGCAUCAUCUAAACAAAACAAAGUCUUGUUUACCUGUAUUGAUUAUCUCACAAAAUUUUGCUUUGCUAAAGCUUAUCGUAAUCAAACUCAUAGAGAGUUUAUUCAUUUCCUCGAUUACAUUACUCAAUUCGUUGGUUUCCCCGAAGUUAUACAAACAGAUAAUGGUGGAUGUUUCGUUCAUAAAUUUACUAAAGAAUAUAUGAAAGAAAAAGGAAUUAAACAUAUAUUCUCAACUGCAUUUCGUCCUCAAAGUCAAGGAGCAGUUGAAAGAUUAAAUGGAAUUCUCGGAACGAGAAUUAACAUGUACACUCUCAACAAAAGAGAUUGGGAUAAAGAAAUACCUUCAAUCAUCCUUUCAUAUAAUUCAACACCAAAAGAAUCAUUAAAAGCAUCACCUUAUCAACUUCUCUUCAAUUUAAAUCCACGCAUUCCAGUUGAAAAUCAACUUGAUCUACCCUCAAAUAGUCAUCCAAGCAACGAUAUUAAUCAAACAAGAGAAGAAGUUAAACUUUCCAUCAUCAAGAAUCAAGAGGAAAGAUUGUCAAAAACACCAAUCAAAGCACCACCUUUUAAAGUCGGAGAGUUUGUUAAAAAGUCAAUUGAAGCACCCGAUCUUAAGGUAGGAAAAAAGUUAACUCCUAAAUUCAAGGGUAGAUAUAUAAUUAUUGAUGUUAAAGAUAGUUGUGCUAAAAUAAUAGACACGUUAACACAAGAGACAGAAAUAGUAAAUUUCAAGAGAUUAAAACGUAUCCUAAAUCGUCUAGAGAGAAAGUAACAGAAUCAGUAAGCAAUUCAGAGCAAGCAAUCGAUCAAUUUAAACUAAAUUCAAGUCAAUAAUUAACAUUUUAAACAAAAAGAAUGAGGAAGAAUUUUCAAUUAUUUUCAUAAUUGUAAAUUAAAUCUAUUAAUUAAUUUGAAAAAAUUAAUUACAACUCGACCAAGUUCAAUCGAACUCAAGUCUUGUCAAAUCUAACUCCCCCUAGCGAAGACAUUUUAAGACUUUAACCGAUCGGUUAGAAGUCUUAACCUUUCACACCUUUGAUUUUCUUAAUAGAAAAUUUUAAUUGAUUCCAUUCAUUGUUCCAAUUGCCUUUAGUUUUCGUAAAAUAAUUUCCUUUUACUUGAAUCACCAUCAUCCACAAAUUUUCAUAAUUCAGUCAAGCUUGGAUCGAUCGAUCCAAAAGCUCAACUAAAUCAACCUGAAAGAUACAAAGAACAGAAUUAGUAUAAAGUCAAAUUACCAAGUAGAUCCAUUUCACUUGCUUACCGUCACACUAAGUUUUCAGUUAGAUCGACCGAUUUAAGAAAACUAAGUUUCUCCCGCUUCUUUCACAAUUAGUUAACCAGUUAACUCAAUUCAGUUUCUUAUGAAUAGUGAAAAUAGAAGAGAUUCUUCAUCCAGUGUCAUCAUUGAAAACAUGUCAGUUCCUAAUCCAUUUAAUCAAAGCGAAAGUUUCAGCGCUAAUGAGGAAAUUCGUGGUCAUUUGAUCAACAUCAAUUUAAACAAAUCCAUCGUCAUGAGAAGAGUUAAACAAAUUGCUGAGCUUCAGUCUCUUAUUAGAAGAACCAAACGUGAACUUCUUCACAUAAAGAAAAAUACUGCUGCUAGGAAAACAGUUGUGAAAACUCUGCAGAUAUUGAAAAAGAAAAAGCGAUUUCAAUCUAUUGAGGAUUUAGCGGAAAAAGAUCUUUUUCAAAAUUGGUCUUAUAUCGAUACCUCAGGUCUUAGAACUGCUGACGAUGCUCUCUUCACCUUCCUCAAGAAUAAUAAUUAUGUUUCAAAUGAAACUCCUGUUAGAGAACAAAUUUCAUCUUCUGACACAACAGAUACUUCCACUGAUGAAGACACUUCAGAAAAUCCAGGAUUAGGUCCUCUUUUCCAAUAAAUUCAUUUUAAUUCAAUUCAUUUUCAUGAUUCUCUUCAACAGUUUAAUUCAUUAAAAUAAACCAAUUUGAUAAAGAAACUAAUCUAUGUGUGAUUCUAAUCUAAUUCUAUCUUUCGAUCGAUUGAUUUAAACUCUAUGGAUGGUUCACUAAUUUUUGAUUUUUCAACAGGCAAAGACUGAAAGCCAAGCGAUCGAUCGAUCGAAGCUUUCAGAUCUUAAUUAACAAGGUAAAGGUAAAUUUCUAAUUAACGCACAAAUUGUCUUCAAUUGAAUUAAUUAGGGAAGAAAAAGAUUAAAACAAAAGAAAAUUAAUCUAAAUUGUUUCAUUUAAAACUAUUUUAAGCUGAAGAAAAAGCAAAUCUUGAAACACUUAUUCUUAUUUAGAAUACUAAUUAAAUUAGAUUUAGACAAAUUUAAACGAUACUAAACAUAAUCAAUUAAAUGUUUAUAAACGAGUUAAUCACAAUUUAAAUGAUUAGAAAUCAAAUUUAAUUAAAAUAAGAUAAUUAAUCAAGACCGAUCGGUCUUUGAUCAAAAAUCUAAUCUUAUUCUAAUCACUUUCCCUCUUCUUCCUUUGUUUUAUUCUAAAAAGAACAUCUUUUGUUCUAUUCUCUUUAAGCUGCUCUCCCAUUGGCCAAUUAAUUUUCUAAAGUGCCAUAGUUACCCUUUCAUUUCCAUUUCCGUUUUAACUGUUGACCAAAGAGUCACAUUUUUUUUCUCUCUCUCUCACUCUUUUAGUAUAAAUAUAAUUUGAAUUUUCUCUCUCUUUUAUUCAAUUAUUUUUCUUUAAUUGUUUCAAUUAAUUGAAACAUUUGUGUCUCAACAACAAUUUAUCUCAUCAAUAAGACUUAGGACCGAUCGGUCCAAGUCCAAUUGUUUGAAUCUUCCUUCUCUUUCUCAUCAUUUGAGUCAUCAGAUUAUUGCUUGUGAAACUUAUUGUUUAGGUGUUUUAAUCAAUAAGAACAUUUUAAUUAACAUUGGUGAUUAGAGACCAAUUUAUUUGUAGUGAUCUGAUCAACUUUAUUCCGUCAAUCAAUCGUUUAAUAGACUAAGACCGAUCGGUCACAGUCCAUCAUCGAUCACUCGAUCACCGAGUUCAACUCAUCGAUCUCAAUCAUCAUGCCAGAGUUUUUAUCAUCUCAAUAUAAAUCAUCUGAAGGAAAUGGUAUAAGCAGAUAUCCGGUUGCCUUAUUUAAAGAUUUAAUAAGAGAAAAAAUACUCAAAAGAGUUAAUGUUAAUGAACGAAUCUUCAAGGUUGUGGAAACUAAAGUAAUACCCGCGCCUGGUCUUAUCGAUGCAAAUAACAUCGAUGUUGAACAAAGAGAAACUUGUCUCUUAUGUUGUCAAAUGGCAAGAUUUGGAAUUGGAUGUUCACGAUGUGAGUCAGCUUAUUGUGGUCAUUGUGCCUAUUACCUGGUCUUGAUUCGAAAAUGUCUACUAAAUCUACCAAUUAUAACGGAUCGAAAACUAUUAACUACGAACAAGGAAAACUUUAUUUGUCUCAAUCCUGAUUGCUCAUUCGAAAAUAAUCCAGUCCAUUUGGUUAAACUUGAUGAAACUGUUAGAUUUUGUCUAAAGAUUAAGAAAGUUAAAUGUAUUUACAUUGAUUGUAAAUUCAUUGGUGAUUAUGUUGAAACAUGUAAUCAUAUAAACUCAUGUACAAUUAAUGGCGAUUAUCGUGUUAACACUGAUAAUCUUGGUGAGAUAUUUACUAAUCCAGUUGAACCUUUAUUUCCUGACGAGUACAAUACAAUUCAUUUCUCGACCGUAUUGAACAAAACAAAUGAUCCCAUCAAAGAACGUCAGUUAGAGCUCAUUCAAUUGUAUCACAAUCGGUAUACCGAAUCGAUAGCUGAUAUUGACGAAAUCUUUGCUGAUAUCGAGAAAACCCGAGAAGAAUAUGGAUUAAAAAGAAAUUCACCUUUCUCAGUUAUCACAUCUGAUCCGAAGAAAUCAAAUCCACCUUCUCCUUCACCUUUCUCAUCCUCGUCGUCGUUCACUCUACCUCAACCAUCUCAACCAUCACACUCAACAACCAUCACCAACAAAUCUUCAAAACUUUCAUCAUCAUCAUCAUCAGAUAAUUUACCUUUAUAUUGGACUACAGAAGAAAAAGAUCAAUAUAAGAAAGAUCUUGAAUCAGUUUCAAAGACAAUCAGUGAAUUUGAUGCAAUUAAAAGAGCUAAGAAAAGAGAAAAAGAAAAGCUCAGAAAACAGAGACAAAAAGCAAAUGCAACUUAUGUUAAUGCUCCUGAUGUUCCUAAUAUUGUUUAUUCCUCCUCCGACAUCCGUUAUCGUUCAAAUCAACAACCAAAUAUUAAUCAACCUGCAAAACCAUCAACAAUUCCUCAGACUAUCGAUCGAUCGAUCGAGGUCCAUCGUCAAAAUGAUUUACAUCGUUCAAGAGAUGAUCAAUCUUCAAACUCAUCAAAAUCAAUCUAUCAAUCGAUCGAUCGAAACCGAUCUCAACAAAUUAAUCCAUCGAUUGAAAAAUCAAUUUAUAAUUACAAAACAACUGAACCAAUCAUUAAACCAGUUAAAUACAUUAUACCAUAUGUUCAUCCUGCUCAUCAUUCAACACCAGAACCUAUCAUUUGGCCUGAUCAACAAUUACCACAACCAUUUAAAUUACCAGUAAUUCCUGAUAUUCCUGAUGCCGAUGGUUAUAAUCCAUCGAUGACUCCAUGUCCUCAACCAAAAAGCCGUGAAAGUUUUAAAACUGCAAAAGACGCACGACAUUGGAGAUGGCGAUCGAAAAACAAAGUCAAAGUUUACGAUUAUAAACGAAGCCAAAGAAAUAGAAAAUAUUUAAAUCUCAAACAUGCAAUUUCAAUGAAAUCGAUUCAUCACAUGUUACCUCCAAAACAUUUAGUCGAAACUAUCACUCAAGCUGCCGUUGAUUUGGACAAUCAAAAUAUUAAAUGUUGUGCCAUUGACACUGAAUCAAUUCAAAUCAACAUGAAAGAUGGAAAAAUUAGACAUGCCCCAUGUUGGAUCUCAAUUGUUGAUGCCUCUGGUAAUGUUGUUUACAAUGAAUUUGGUCGACAUCCUAAAUCUUCAGUCUUCGAUUUCAAUACUCGAUUUCAUGGACUAACUUGGCAAGAGUUAAAAGAUGCACCAAAGUUUAAGCAAAUUCGAGCAGAAGCUAUUGCUGUUCUUCGUCGUUACGACAGAAUUAUUGUUUCAAAUCAAACAGUUGAUUUUGUAAAUUUAUUCAUCUCUCCAUCUGAUCAUUUGGAACUUUUACCAAAAAUUAUUUGCGUCUCAUCAUAUUAUUCAUGUCGCGCAAAACCAGAUGAAGCCCUUGGACUUAAAUACAUUUCAUUUUUACUUCUCAACACAAUUAUCCAAGAGAAAGAGCACUCACCAAUCAUUGAUGCCGCUUUCACCAUGUACAGUUAUUUAUUGGAUUAUAAGAAAAUUGAAUUCGUCCGAGAAGACAAUUUAGUCCAUGGCAAUGGUACUCGAAGAGUAAAUGGUUAUUUACAAUAUAACUACCCAAAAAAUAUGAAUAUGGCCGUUUUAUUGCACGCAGUUAUGGAAGAGAUCGAGGAUUGGCCUUUACAAUUAAAACUUCAUCCAUAUAUGACAAAAGCAAAGAAAGAGGAAGCAACUGAAUUAACCAAAUACCAAUUUUCGGAUUUUAUUUUUCCUAUCAAAACUGUUAAUUCCCUUCCUCCUCCGUAUACCUUUAAUCGGGAACUUCUUCGUCCGUUUAGACGACUGUCAACCCGAUCAAGAGUCGACGAGCCGCUUUAGUUCGGGGCUCUGUAAGGGGUGUAACUCAUAAUGUUCCCUCUUAACCUUAUUUUGUCAUUCUUUGCCAUACAAAUCAACUCUCUCUUUCCCCUUUUUAAUCAUGUUAUUAUUAUUGUGCAAUACAUUACAGUAUUUCCGUUUCCUUUGCAAACUCCUUAAAUACUUCAUCAUCAUUAUCAUCAUUGAUCACUCAGUAUCAAUUACUUGAUCCUCA